This is a messenger RNA of Stegastes partitus (bicolor damselfish), 17977 nucleotides long. RefSeq names its product lysine (K)-specific methyltransferase 2A (gene kmt2a). NCBI's taxonomy places the organism in Eukaryota, Metazoa, Chordata, Actinopteri, Pomacentridae. The transcript has 34 exons. Gene Ontology annotation, cellular component: nucleus; histone methyltransferase complex. The record is from RefSeq and is a predicted model, not a curated record. Bases 8 to 13714 code for a protein of 4568 amino acids. Gene Ontology annotation, biological process: positive regulation of DNA-templated transcription. Gene Ontology annotation, molecular function: histone H3K4 methyltransferase activity; zinc ion binding; DNA binding.
GUGUAAAAUGGCGCACAGCUGUCGGUGGCGGUUCCCCGCUCGGCCCGGAGGGAGCAGCAACUCCGGUACCGGGAGGAGAGCGGGCCGAAUCAGGGUUACUGCCUCUUUGCGGAGUGUCUCGGGAGCCCACCCUAACGCAGCUGGGCUCGGACCCGGGUUUGAUGCUGCACUACAGGUCUCCUCGGUUAUCGAGAGCAACCUGCAGAAAUUUCGGGAUGUUUUGGGGGAAUCGAGCGACUCGAGCAGCGCGGAGGAAGAAGCAUUUGGAGGAUUUGGAACAGUUGCUGAACAGAAGCAAAUACACAGCCCUUCAACAACUUCUUCAGCAGGCCCACCCAUACAGGAGAAGAAGCCCAGAGGCCGUCCCCCACGUGCCCUGACUGCCCAGAAAGCUGCUGCAAGUCUACCUUCCCCCUCGUCCCUUCCCUCCCCUACACAGGCAAACUCUGAGGGCCCUGAAAGGCCAGCAGAGAAGGUGAGAAGACUGCCUGGGAGGCCACCAGGCUCUGGGGAAAAGAGAAGAGGCAGACCUCCUUCUUCAAGUAGCAAGAAAGCCUGGAGUACAGGCAGCCAUGCAGCAGGGGAAGACAGUAGGCAGGGUGGGUUUGAGUUGGGCGUGGACACAGAGGAGGACAAAGACAGAAAAGGCACCAAGAGACUGCCAGUGGGCUCUGCUCAGCCACAUGAAACUGAGGGAAAGCCUCCCAAAGGUGGACGGGGUGAAUCCAAAGUUACCAACCUGAAGAGGCUAACAGAGACUAAACUCAACCCUCUCAAGUCACGCCUCAAGACUUUACCUGGUGUACCCCGACGCAGACGUGGGCGACCGCCCUCAGCUGAGCGACUCAAAGCUGAAGCAGCAGCAGCAGCUGCUGCUGCACAGCUGUCUACCUCCAUUGAAUGUGGGGAAGGGAAACAUAAGGCCUUUAGGGUCAGGGGUGGGGACAGAGGCACAGAAUCACACACACCUCAGCAGUCCUCACUGAGGAAUGUGGAUGGUGCCGAGGACCAGGACUCUUCCAAUCCACCUGCCUCACCAUCUCCCUCCAAGCCAGGCAGGACAGUGGGCCUCAGAAAAAGUCCUCGCCAUCGAAAGCCUGUUAGAAUUGUCCCCCCUUCUAAACGCACUGAUGCAACCAUUGCUAAACAGCUGCUGCAGCGUGCUAAGAAAGGAGCGCAGAAGCGGCUGGAGAAAGAAGCUGUAGCCAUUGGGGGUAGUGGGGCAGGUACCAUUGAAGCUGGAAUCAGAAAGACCCAACUAAAGAACAUCAGGCAAUUCAUCAUGCCUGUAGUCAGCACUGUCUCCCUUCGCAUAAUCAAAACUCCCAAACGCUUCAUUGAAGAUGAGGGCAGUUUUGGAACACCACCACCCCAUACUAAGAUGGCACGGUUAGAAACAACCACCUCAUCUGUCUCCACAUCUGCCCAACCCGCCUCCACCACCUCCUCAUCCCCCUCUCCUGUACUUGUCUCCUCUACAUCUGCUGUUACUAGCACUGGUACCACUGCUCCAAUUGACUCCCUCCCCCCUCCUCCAUCUCCUGCCCCUAUCCCCACGGUUCCAUCAGCAGCUGCUAGUCUGCUCAACAAUAACACCAACAAUGCAGCCAACGGGCGAUUUAGCAGUAGCGCGCCAUCUUGCGGUUCAAGUGCUGUGUCACAGCAUUCCUCUCAGCUCUCCUCUGCAGAGUCUUCCAGGUCUAGCAGUCCAAGCCUGGAUGACUCAUCAUGCGACUCCCAGGGUUCUGAGGCCACGCAGGCUUUGUCAGAGCCAGAGGAUCAUUCUCCGUCCUCACAAGGAGAGAGGGAGGCCAACCUGUUGCACAGCUCGCGGCCUCCCUCUCCUCCCUCUGAACCAGAGCCAGAGCACGUGUUGGCCGAGAGGAGUCGACGAGGCCGGAGAGGACAGGGGGUUGGCCGGGGAAGUCAGAAACAGAGGGUGAGAGAGACUCUCACCACUGGGGCCAAAAAGCCGAUCAUCAGCCCACCUACAGGAGUGCUGAUGUCCUCCUCUACACUUGUAAAUUCCCAGCAAGCUUCAUCCACAGCCUCCUCCUCUUCCUCACCUCCACCUCCCCCCCUCCUGACCCCUCCACAACCUCCCCAGUCAGGUUCCUCCAAUACAACUGCUAUCAGUGAACACCACCCCCAGUCAUCCUGGAUGCCUCACCCCAUCCCACCAUUCCUGCCUGGACCGUCAGUGCUGUCCAGCUUGUCAGACAAACGAAGUCGCUCAAUUCUGAGAGAGCCCACCUUCCGCUGGACAUCCCUGUCCCACCCUAGACAGCAGUACUUUUCCUCUGCUAAAUAUGCCAAGGAGGGCCUCAUUCGCAAGCCCAUAUUCGACAAUUUCCGUCCUCCCCCUCUUACACCUGAAGACGUGGGGUUGUUGCCCCAAGGUGUUAGUGGAGGAGGGGGAGCUGCUCCAGUUGCAUUUCCAGCACCAGGCAGCGGAGCAGGAACAGGGACUCGUCUCUUUGCCCCUCUGCACCCACACACCCACCAUCAACAUCCCUCAUCAUCCCGCUUUGAUGCACCAAUCCAAAAGCGCAGCCCGUUGCUUCGUGCUCCACGCUUUACGCCCAGUGAGGCACACUCUCGGAUAUUUGAGUCUGUUACCUUGCAGUCAUCAUCUGGAAGCAGCCCUGGGUCUCUCUCCCCACACCAGACAUCCUCUAGCUCCAGCAGAACGUCGCGGCGCAGGAGACGACUGGUUUCGGGAACAUUACGUGGCCACCCACGUUCUCCAUCCCACUCAAUGACCAGACGCAGCAGCCAAAUAGGAGGCCAGAUAUCUGUGGGGAAAGGUGCCUCUGAGAUGUCUGUGCUGGCAGGGUCUGUCCCCAGUAGUAACUCCAGCUCUUUGCCAGGGGUUUCUUCAAGUCCACUAGCCACUAGUGCCUUAACACCUGCUUCUUUCAGCACCUUCUCCACUGUAUCGCGGAGUAUGGCCUCACAAGGAACACCUGAUAACAGAAGAGGGGCCACUGGAAACCCACCUCCUAUGUCAACUACAUCAUCUGCUUCUUCCCCACUUUUCCCCAUCUUUCCUUCCAGUGCCCAGGACACAGGGCGAGGAGCUGGCAAAGGAGGCAAAGAAAAAGGCUUGUCAGCUCCCCAGGAACCUGCUUCAAAGGAAAAAGAAAGGGAUUCUGAGAAAAACCGCGAGAAAGAGAAGGAAAAUAAGAGGGAAGGGAGAAAAGACCUGGAGAAAAGAAGUAAAGUUUCUACACCAGAUGGCUCCCCCAGUGCACCUUCCAGCUUGUUUACUGUGGAUGGGAGGGACUCAGAAGGUGCUCUCUUAUCUCUUGCUCCAAAAAAGGCUCCAGGGAGAAAAAAAUCAACAUCAGUUGACAUGGUUUCUGACACUACUUCCUCAGACGUGCGUGGGCUCCAUUCCACUGUUCCCGUGUCCAUUGCUAAAGGACGUCUGCCUAAGAAAGGCAGACCCUCUGAGAAAGGAGCAGAGAGUGAGGAUGGGGAGAAGGAGAAAGAGAAGCGAAGUACUCCUAGCCAGCAGACACCAAGCCUUCCAGGGCAGCCAGGCAGACAACAGCUCCCUGUCUCCUCUCUUGGAUCGAUGUUGGCACAAGCAGAGAAACAUCCUGUGACUGACAAGCGGGUAGUUGGACUACUGAAGAAGGCUAAAGCCCAGCUCUUUGAGAUAAAGAAGAAUAAGCUGAAGCCUGCUGAUCAGACCAAGGUCCAGGGUCAGGAGAGUGACUCGUCAGAGGCCUCAGUCCGUGGUCCUCGCAUCAAGCACGUAUGCCGGCGUGCAGCUGUGGCUCUUGGCCGUAAUCGGGCAGUGUUUCCUGAUGACAUGCCCACACUUAGUGCCUUGCCCUGGGAGGAGAGAGAGAAGAUCCUAUCUUCUAUGGGGAACGAUGACAAGUCAUCAGUAGCGGGCUCAGAAGAGGCAGAGCCUCAGUCCCCUCCUAUAAAGCCGCGGGAGACACGACAAAAGUCCGUUCAAGAAGCUCCCCCUAAGAAAGGGCGUCGGUCACGCCGCUGUGGCCAGUGCUCAGGCUGCCAGGUUCCAGAAGAUUGUGGCGUGUGUACUAACUGUCUCGACAAGCCUAAGUUUGGAGGACGAAACAUUAAAAAGCAAUGCUGCAAGAUGAGAAAGUGUCAGAACUUGCAGUGGAUGCCCUCAAAAAUGUUUCUUCAAAAGCAGGGCAAAGGCAAGAAAGAUAAGAAAAGGAACAAGCUGUCUGAGAAGAAAGAGGGUCUUACUCUGGUGAAAGGACCAAACUCAGAGUCUGGCCCCAAAACUUCUCCUGCUCCAUCAAAGGAGGAGCCUCCUCGUAAAAAGAGUGAAACUCCUCCACUAAAGCUGGGAGAGGAGAAGUCAAGACAGCAGCCAUUGUCGAAGCAAUCAUCUCCAGCCCUUGCAUCUUCCUCUGAACCAGACGAACCCUCUCAGGCACCCAGCACAGUCACAGCCCAGGCUCAGUCUCCAGCCCUGACACCGGACCCCAAACAGCUCUCAGUCACGAGCAGUGUCGUUAGCAAAAAGGGACACAAACCACAGCAGCCUGUGUCAGCUUCCACCUCCACGUCAUCCUCUUCCACUUCAUCUUCUUCUUCAUCCUCAUCUUCUUCCUCCUCGUCCUCUUCAGCCCAGAAUUCCCCAUCCCAGUCAACGCAAUCUUACCAACCAUUACAACAGCAGCAAAGGCCAGUUUCUAGUCAGGCACCUUCAAAAAAAGAUGCUUCACCCAAGAUUUCUCUGAGCGAACCCAAGAAGAAACCCCAGCAGCACUCAUCACAACAGCAAAGUUCAUCAACAACAAUUUCAGAUCCAGUUGAAACAAAACAGUUGAAGAAGCAAACUUCUCGCUCUGUUCCUCUGUCACCUACCAAACACAGACCAAAAGACAAGAAGCCGCUGACCACUAAACCCCCCAGCAGCAGUACUUUAAACUGGCUGAGCACUCCCUCGACUAGGGGCCAGGUAAAGUCCAGAGCGCCCUGCGACGGAGUGCAUCGUAUCAGAGUGGAUUUUAAGAGGGACCAUGAUGUGGAAAAGGUGUGGGAGGCUGGUGGCCUCAGCCUGCUCACCUCUGUGCCUGUCACACCCAGGGUGCUCUGCUUCCUAUGUGCAAGUAGUGGAAAUGUUGAGUUUGUGUUCUGCCAGGUAUGCUGUGAACCGUUUCAUCUCUUUUGCCUGGGGGAGUCAGAGCGCCCUCUCCAGGAGCAGUUUGAGAAUUGGUGUUGCCGAAGAUGCCGAUUCUGCCAGGCCUGUGGGCGCCAGCACCAGAAAACUAAACAGCAGCUGCUAGAGUGCGAUAAGUGCCGCAACAGCUAUCACCCGGAGUGCCUGGGUCCCAACCACCCUACCAGACCCACCAAGAAGAAGAGAGUCUGGGUUUGCACCAAGUGUGUGCGCUGUAAGAGUUGUGGAGCCACUAAACCUGGGAAGUCCUGGGAUGCCCAGUGGUCACAUGAUUUCUCCAUGUGUCAUGACUGUGCCAAACUCUUUGCUAAAGGGAACUUCUGCCCACUGUGUGAUAAGUGCUAUGAUGAUGAUGACUAUGACAGCAAGAUGAUGGAGUGUGGCCGAUGCAACCACUGGGUCCAUGCCAAGUGUGAGAAUCUUACAGAUGAAAUGUACGAACUGCUGUCAAAGCUGCCAGAGAGUGUUGUCUACACGUGUAGCAAAUGUACUGAACGCCAUCCAGCUGAGUGGAGGACAGCGCUGGAGAGGGAGCUUCAGGGCUGCAUUCGCCAUGUCCUCACUGCACUGCUCAACUCACGCACAUCCACACACCUGUUACGCUACAGACAGGCGGUGAAGCCUCCAGAGCUGAAUCCAGAGACAGAGGAGAGUCUUCCAUCCCGUCGUUCCCCAGAGGGCCCAGAUCCUCCCGUCCUGACCGAAGUCACCCCGACACCUCCCAGUGACUGCCCUCCAGACCUGGAGUCUGUUGAGAAAAAGAUGGAUCAAGGCCGGUACAAUUCAUUGAUGGAGUUUAGUGAUGACAUCGUGCGAAUCAUUCAGACAGCCAUCAACGGUGACGGAGGCCAGCCUGAGAGCAGGAAAGCCAACAGCAUGGUGAAAUCUUUCUUUAUUCGGCAAAUGGACCGGAUCUUCCCAUGGUUCAAAGUAAAAGAGUCCAGGUUCUGGGAAAGGCAAAAAGUCUCUGCCAACAGUGGGCUCCUCCCAAAUGCUGUGCUGCCUCCAUCCCUGGACCACAACUAUGCGCAGUGGCAGGAGAGACAGGAGCUUUCCCGUGCUGAGCACCCCCACCUCAUGAAAAAGAUCAUCCCAGCUCCCCGGCCCAAGACCCCUGGUGAACCAGAUUCUCCAGCCUCCCCUCCUCCAGCAGUCCCUCCCUCUCUACCCCCACCUCCCCCACUCCUACCUGAUCGUGAAGACAGCCCAGAGCUCCCUCCCCCUCCAGGUGUCACUGACAACAGGCAAUGCGUCCUGUGUCUGAAGUAUGGAGACGAGAACACUAAUGAGGGUGGCAGGCUGCUGUACAUCGGUCAGAAUGAGUGGGCCCAUGUGAACUGUGCCCUGUGGUCCGCUGAGGUGUUUGAAGAUGAUGACGGCUCUUUGAAAAAUGUUCACAUGGCUGUUCUCAGGGGAAAACAGCUGCGCUGUGAGAAGUGUCAAAAGCCAGGGGCCACAGUUGGCUGCUGCCUCACCUCUUGCACCAGCAACUACCACUUCAUGUGUGCCCGCCAGUGCCACUGCGUUUUUCUGGAAGACAAGAAAGUCUACUGUCCAAAGCACAGGGACCUUAUCAAAGGAGAAGUGGUGUCUGGGUUUGAGGUGACCCGCAGGAUCCUAGUGGACCUGGAGGGCAUUAGUCUCAGGAGGAAGUGGCUGGCAGGACUGGAGCCUGAAAAUGUCCACAUGAUGAUCGGCUCCAUGACCAUUGAUUGUUUGGGAAUACUGACUGAACUCUCAGACUGCAAACGCAAACUGUUCCCUGUAGGGUACCAGUGUUCAAGGAUGUACUGGAGUACUUUGGAUGCUCGAAAGCGCUGUGUAUAUACCUGUAGGAUCCUAGUUUGUCAUCCUCCAGUGGCCGAGUCUGAUCUAAGGAGCAUGAUGGCACCUGAGGAGAAUCGCACAAUAGCACACAGCCCACCUCCCAUUACAGACUUUCCUGAUCCAUUUGAAUCCCCAAGGCGCUCUGAUACCCUUUCCCCUGCCAGCACCCCCAAACUCAGGGUUUACACGAGGAACCGACACCCCAGCUACCCCCCUUGUCAGCGCUCAUUGGGUCCCAGGCCCAUGCCAUCUCCAGGAGGGACCUCGCAGCCCCAAAGCCAUGAGAUUGUAACAGUGGGAGACUCCCUGGUAAAGCCUGGCAUGCGGAACAUUGACUCACGUCGUCACAGCUCCCCUUCGCUGUCUCCUCCUCCCCACCAGCUGAACAGGCAGAGAGGACUGACCUCCCUGCCUCAGAUUUUGUCACGACCUCUAACAUCACCCCCUCCCCUCAUUCCCUCCCCUGCCAGAGACCCCGAAAAGUCCAAACACCUCAGUAAAGACUCAGCAAAGAACGCGGUCCAUAGAGAUGAUGAAAGAGGUAGACUGUCUUCCACAGACAGAAGCAGACAGCAACUAUCCAGAGAACAAGGAUUGAGAGAUGCAGACAAGGGGAGAAUGUCAAGUCGAGACCAAGCUUCUAAGGAGUCUGACAAGAGUAGAUCCUCCAGAGAACUUGGGCAAAAAGACUCAGAAAAAGGAGACAUUUCAGCCAAAGAGGCAGAAAAGAGGAGACCAUUGAGUAAAGAUUCAGGUUUGAAAGAAUCUGAGAGGGGAAGGACUUCUAGUAGAGAUCACAUAAGAGAUUCAGAAAAGGGGAGACCAGAAAAAAGAGACUCUGAGAAGGGGAGACAGUCAAGCAGAGACUCAAGCACUAGAGAAACAGACAAGAGUAAGUCAUCCUCUAGAGAUUCCAGCUAUAAGGACAUGGACAAGGCUAGGUCACUCAAUAGAGAUAUAACACUAAGGGAUUCUGAAAAGCAUAGACAAUAUAGCAGGGAAACAGGUAAAGACUCAGGCCAAGGUAAAGACAGACCUUCAAGCAGAGACUCUGACAAGGCUAGACCUCCCUCUAGGGAUUCCAGUCAUAGAAGCACAGAGAGAAGCAAAGACUCUGGCUCAGGGAAAGAUGGUAACCCUGGCAGUCAGUCCAAACAGACUGGAGGUGAGAGCAAGAACCCAAGACUGGUACCUGCAGGCUCAGGCCAGUCGUCCCCUCCUGUGGGCACUGCUGUUCUCACAAGUCAGCAAAGAGGUAGCAGCACCAAGCAGAUGGACAAGCAAGGGAAACAUGGAAGCAAAGAUCAGGAUGUUUCUGCCAGCCUCAGUUUGUUGCCUCGUCACCGGUCCACCCCCACCUCUAACAUCCAGUGCAAGGACAAGGCUAGCUCAGGGAAGGAGAGUAGUAGUGGCACUGGAAAUUUAAUAUCAUCUUCACUCCAUAAAGAGACUUUCAUUGGGAAAUCUGGCUCCCCACAGCCUUCAUUUCAGAAAUCCAAUACACGUAAAUCAAAUGAUUACUCAUCAGGUCCACCCACAGCAGCAGCUGUGAAGCCCCUGUGGUCAUCACGGACAUCAGUGGAAGAUGAUGUUGUGAAACGAGGCUCCAUGCAUCUGGCCUCUCCAGCUGCAGCCUCAGCUGCCAAAGACAAACACCCCAAAGUUAAGACAGCAGGCAGCAGAGAUGUGUCCAAAGACCGCGAUAGAGAGAAGACCCUUCAUAACAGCAACAGCAGCAACAAAAUCCCCCUUCUCAACAAUAAUACUAAAGCUACUGGCAGCUCCAACACACAUGUUACAAACCCCAGCUCUCACAACAGCAGCAAUAGUAAAGCUCCAGUGCUUGGAAACAGCACCAAAGCCCAUGGGAAGGCUCAGGGGGACAAGCAUGAGAACCAGGGAGUGGACAGGUCGUCCUCAAAGAGCAGAGAAAAUUACUCCUGUCCAGAGAGGAAGAACAGCUCUAGUCUGGACAGCUUACAGCAGGCUGGUUUAACUACAGAGAAAGGAGUGAAGACCUCUUCCCAGUCGCACACCAAACAAACAACUAAUCAGCUGACGUUGUCCUCCAGAGAUAAAAAGCGAGCAGUUAAACCACCCACUGCACCUCCUCUGAAGACUGAUGUCAAGAUUGAUCCUAAUGGGACCAACACUGUUGGUGGUAUUUCUUCUUCGUCAUGUCCCACCUCCACUGCCUCCACUGUCUCUCCUGCUGUCCAAGGGACCCAUCGCUCUGCUCGCUCUGCUCUCUUCUCCUCACCAUCUGCCAGCAGUAGUGACAGCUCUGAAUCUGACACCCAGACUCACACAGAGGAAGAUGAUCUGCACAAAGAGCACUCGUGCGGUGAGCUCCGAGACCACCGCAGCCUCCUCGCUCAAGGCACAGAGGAUGAGGGUGACGGCCCAGAAGAUGACCAUGACAGAGGUAUGGAGGAUAAACAUCAUGAGGAUGACAGUGAUGGAUCAGGGUCAGCCAAGCGGCGUUACCCUCGUCGCAGCGCCCGGGCACGCUCUAACAUGUUUUUUGGCCUCACGCCUUUCUACGGGGUUCGCUCAUAUGGUGAAGAGGACCUUCCUUUCUACGGCAGCGGGGAUGGAGGUGGGGCUGUGGUUAAGAGAAGGACUGGUGGCCGCAAGAAGUCAGCUGAGGGUCAGGUGGAUGGAGCAGAUGAUAUGAGCACCUCAUCUUCAUCAGGGGAGAGUGGGGAGGAUGAAGACAGUGGAAUGAAACACAGAGGUAAAGAUCCUUACUACUACAACUUCACACGAACAAUAAUUAACCCUGGUGAAGGCCUACCAUCUAUAGAAGGAUUAGACCAGUGUCUGGGAAGGGGAUCCCAGCUUCAGCGCUUCCUAAAAGAUGAGGAACAGCAACAACAAAGGGCUCAAGAAAAAGCUGAAGAGGAAAUGCUGAGUGCUUUGACCUUAGGCAAGCAGCGUAUCGGCCAGCUUGAUGGCGUCGAUGAUGGCUCAGAGAGCGACACCAGCAUCUGCACCACCAGCACCACAACCACUACAGCCACCUCCUCUUCCACCCCACAUAAGAGCACUCCUAAGAGGAGGGCCAGAGAAAGGCACACUGAGAAACCUGACUCCCAUGACUCAAGCAAGGAGGCUGACAACAGUGGUGGAGCCGUAAGCGGCAACACGCGAGAAAGCAGAAAGAACCAGAAGGAAAAUUGUCUUCCUCUAGGAGGCGGGGUCAAGUCCCAGCCCCAGAGUCAGGGUCAGGAUCCUCUUGAGGCCCAACUGUCCCUCAGCACAGACCUGCUCAAAUCAGACUCUGACAACAACAACAGUGAUGACUGCGGGAACAUUUUGCCAUCAGACAUCAUGGAGUUUGUCCUGAACACACCUUCCAUGUCGUUGCCGGCUCUGGGUCAACAAUCGGAGCCGUCCUCCUCAGAGCUGCUACUGGACGAGAGCUACGUUGGAGUGGAUGUCAACAGGCGUAAAGACAUCCUGUUUGAUGACUUUUCCCAGCCGUUGCAAAGUGCUGAAAGCGGAGGGGUUGUUGAGAGUAGUGUGAAUAGCUCCAUAUCUGUAGAGGAGCCGUAUCUUCCUCUGGAGCUGCCAUCAGACCUCUCUGUCCUGACCACACGGAGCCCUACUGUCAGCACCAGUCAGAACCACACUCCUGGGAGUCUCAUAUCAAAUACCUCAGACCGCACCAUGCUGGGCUUGAACUCUGACCCAGAGAACAUCAGUGGAGAAAAGAGUGGGGACAAGAAAAGAGCAGGACCAGGUGUGUCCCCAUCAGAGAAUCAGCAUGAUGCUACAGCUUUGGGAAACAGGGACACACAGGUCACAGAAGGUCACAUGACUCCUGAACAGUUUAUUCCAAGCCCUGCUAUUGGCCAGGUGGUUGAACCUCCAGCUAACCAGGAUGUUCCCAGGAGUUCUGGUACACCCGGUUUGCCAAGUUCCCCCUCCCUGCCUCUUCAGGGGCAAAAGUACCUCCCAGCUUCAGCAGCAGCUGCAGGCAGCCCCAGUCCGGUGCCUGGCCCAGGACCUUCUCAGGCUCAGGUUUCCAGUCCAGCAGUUAUCAAACCAGGCCCCGACAAGCUCAUUGUGGUCAAUCAGCAGUUCCAGCCACUUUAUGUCCUUCAGACAGUCCCUAAUGGUGUCACACAAAAAAUCAGUGCAACAGGAGUGAUGGACACUAGCUCUUCUGCUGUACUGAGCUCCAUGACCCUCACCACGGGAUUGAAUACUGGCUUGUCUUCAGCUCAGCCAAUAAUUCCCGCUGGUGGCAAAUUCCUGGGCACUAUGCCUCACCCCUCUCAGAUUCACACCUUUGCAGGACCCACACAAACAGGCUUCCAGACAGGAAUACCCAGCACCACCUCAGGACUUCUCAUUGGUUUGCCCUCUCAGCCUCAUGACCAAUCCCAGAUUCUGGUCUCAGAGGCUGGUCGACCACAUGAGUUGGGCCACAGUGUUGCUAUAGUUUCCAGUCCCUCCUCUCUCACAUCUUCCCCAACUGUGCUUGCCUCUGCUCAUGGCAAGAAGAGGCCUAUAUCUCGUCUUCUGCCAAGAAAAAGCAAAAAGUUGGCCCGCUCUCGUAGCCAGCCCACUCUGGCCCCAUCUGAAGUUGGCCCUCCCAACAUGACCCUCAUCAACCUGUCUUCCCCUCAGAUUACUGCGAGCAUUCCUGGCCAACCUGGUAGCCUGGUUGAGUUAAGCACCCUCUCCACUUCCCAACGCAAGGUUCCUAAUAUUAUCAAGAGACCUAAAUCAGGUGGGGUUAUGUACUUAGAUCCCACUACUCUCCUUCAGCAGAGGAUUCCUGGUCCUGCUCAGACUGGUAUCUUGGGUCAUGAUUCCUCCACACAUCUCCUUCCUUGCACCGUCUCUGGUCUGAAUCCUAGUCAGUCAGUGCUGAAUGUAGUGUCUGUGCCCUCUAGUGGUGCUGCUGGCCUCCUUGCACCGGGAUCAGUGUCACUCUCCACCCCUGUCCUCAGCUCUACUGAGAUCACAGGGCCAAUUAGCAACCUCCUUUUCAAAGCAGGUCCACAUGGCUUGGGCCUGUCAGAUCAGCCAGUGGUCCUUCAAUCAGCAGGAGGAGCUCCUCUGAUGUCGCAGCUUAGCUCCUCCGUUCAGACAUCUAUAGCUAGCAGCAUCUGUGUCCUGCCCUCCCAACAGACUAUCAGCAUGGCUGUCAACCAGCAAGGAGACACAGAAGGCAGUAAUGUCCACUUACAGCACCAAUCUCAGCCCAUUAACAGAGCCCAGGCUGUGGACUCCUGUCCAAACAACACCGUUACUUUAGCUCCCAACCCAUCCACCCCUCUCAGCCCAGCAAAAGGACGUGUUGUUGGAGUGUUCACACAAACGCAAACCUCUGCACACUCACAGAGCAGUAGAACAACUCCUAUUCCAAGAUCGUCAGAACAUAGACCACCUAACUCCACCACAAUAGCUGCAGUUUCAGGAGCAGAAAAAGGCAAACAGAAAGCGAAGAGGAGCAGGCAGAGUCCAGACGUGAGCAGUGGGAAGAAGCUCAAGGCCUCUCAGGCAGAGGAGCAUCGCAGCAACCCUGCAGGAAGGCUUCCAUCCUCAAACCCAAGCUUCAAGGAGCUGAACUCCCCUGAACCUAUGGACACCGGCAAGCCCCCAGACAAGGCAACCAACAGGAGUGUUCUUGGGAAAAAGAAAACACCUGAAGGGCAGGUUUUAGCUGGGAAAGUAGUAGGAAAAGACAGACCAUCUGCAGCUGGAGGAGCAGGGUCCCUUCCUGUGGCUUCACCACCCGACCAGGAUGGAAACAGCAGGGAUGCUGGCUUGGAUAGCAAACCCAAAAAGGGCAUCAUCUUUGAAAUCUGCAGUGAGGAUGGCUUCCACAUCCGCUGUGAAAGUAUUGAAGAGGCCUGGAAAUCCCUGACUGAUAAAGUGCAGGAAGCUCGCUCCAAUGCCCGACUCAAAGAGGUCUCUUUUGAAGGUGUGAAUGGACUGAGGAUGCUGGGAGUCGUCCAUGAGGCUGUGGUCUUCCUACUGGAGCAGCUGUACGGAUCCAGACACUGUCGGAGCUACCGUUUCCGUUUCCACAAACCAGAGGAAACGGACGAACCUCCCAUCAACCCCCACGGCUCGGCUCGGGCAGAGCUCCACCACAGGAGGUCUGUGUUUGACAUGUUCAAUUUCUUGGCCUCAAAACAUCGGCAACCUCCUGAGUACAGGCCGCAGGAAGAGGAUGAUGAGGAAGGGCAGCAGAGGACUGCCAGGCGUGCCUCCAUGGAGCUACCACUUGCUGUGAGAUUCAAACAGCUCAAGGCAACCUCUAAGGAGACUGUUGGAGUCUACAGGUCUCCCAUUCAUGGUCGAGGUCUGUUCUGCAAGAAAACCAUUGAGACGGGGGAGAUGGUCAUUGAAUACUCUGGAAAUGUCAUUCGGUCUGUGCUCACUGACAAGCGGGAGAAAUACUAUGAUGGAAAGGGUAUUGGCUGUUACAUGUUUCGCAUCGAUGACUAUGAGGUGGUAGAUGCCACGGUUCAUGGCAACGCUGCCCGCUUCAUCAACCACUCCUGUGAGCCCAACUGCUACUCUCGGGUCAUCACCGUGGACGGCCAGAAGCACAUUGUCAUCUUUGCCUCUCGCCGCAUCUACUGUGGAGAGGAGCUCACGUACGACUACAAGUUCCCUAUUGAGGAUGCCAGCAACAAGCUGCCCUGCAACUGCGGUGCAAAGAAGUGUCGCAAGUUCCUCAACUGACACCGGCAUCUAAACAACCUAAAGAGGACUGCUGAUGAGGACACCCCUGCUAGGAGUUUGGCCAUGUCACUGGUUUUAUACCGAUUUAAUUGGUCCAGUCUGCGACGGACCACAGCUGCCAAGAUGGCACGAGCUGUGCCAGUGUUCCUGCUGCUGGUGUUGACAGACCACAGCAGGGGCAGCAGUUGUCGGUGUAUACUGUAUAUGCAGAAAGGGCCAUUUUGGAGGACGGGCCAUUCGUAGAAAUUCCAACAUAUUGUGCCUCCUUUUGUCUCAUUUACAUUUGGCACGGGAAGUUUCACCUUCAGAGGUGAGUAAUGAGAUCACAGCACUGCAAUAUUCUAAGUUUUAUUUAUAUUUGGAUGAAAAAGUUACCCCUUCAUAAUUUUUUACAUUGGCCCAUCCUCCUUACUUUUUUAGAAAUAUGUUAUGGUCUACUAAUGCUGAGAUGUGAACACAGAAGAAAAAAAAAUCAAAGAACUUGGUUCCAUUUUACACCAAAGUGCAAUUUGUUGAAGGGACUUGUAACAGUAAUUUUACAAGAAGUAAAAAUUAGAAACUUGUUAGAUUUUUUUUUUGUUUCUAUCUCAGUGUCAGCUGUUAUUGAUGCACAUCUCCCUGUCUGAAUGUGCCCUGAUGCCUUCAGAGCUGUUGUGAUUUACUGGAACCUUUCCCUGACCAAACUUUUAUAGAAGCUUGUGGGUGUGUACAUUUGACACUGUAAAUAGGGGCUGCUUGUGUAUGGCAGCCUGAUAAGAGCUGUACAGGUGGAAACACUAGGGGGAGCAGUGGCCACAGAAAAGAAGAGAGAAAAAAGAGACAAGGGAGGGGGGAAGUUCUUUUUUUAAAAAAAAGAAAAGAAAAAGCAAAUGUUUAUUUUUGGCCAUUCGUGUAAAGGAUGAUAUCUGAGGUUGAUACCAUUCGAUGUACUUAACUUGACUUUUAGUCGGACAGCUUGGUAGCUAUGUUGACAUGUUGUUGAUGGGAUGAAGCCUCUGGCCUGAGAGAGCGAGGCAGCUAGAGAUUCUGGUGGACUGACAACCGAGGGACCAGAGAAACCUACUGAUGUGCUUGAGUAGACAUAUUUAUAAUUGAUUUUUUUGAGCUGUGUCUCAGACACAGACGUACUGACAGACAUGUUGCAAGUUUGUGCAUGCUGUUGUUAUUAUCAAACUUGUUAUAAGCUUGGACUUUUGAAUCACGUUCCAAAUUACAGCAGCAAAGAGAACCAAACGUCACGCCCUUGAAUUAAAUUUUCACACAGCUUGUUUUCUUCUUGGCCUGUUGUGAUAACCAUUACUAUGGAAAAAUGUUUUUUUAUUUGUAUUGUCUUCUAAAGUCUUGUCUGUUAUCUGUCUUUUUAUUAUGGACAGGGAAAUAUCAUGCUUGCUUUUAAAAAACAAAUGUAAAUAAUGUAUAUUUUUCUACAAAAAAUCUUAAAAAGCACUCACUAGUGAAUAGCACUUAAUGAUGGUAUUUAUAUUUUUAAAAAAUCGUAUUUAUUUUAUUGCCAUUUUUGUAGGAAAUAGAGGUUUACAAACACUAAUGCUUGGUCUCUAUGUUUUGUAUUCUGCUGCCUUUUCAAAAGUUGUUUUUUUUUUUUUUGUUGUAAUUUUGUUUUUGUUUUUUUUUAUUUGUAGCCUGAAUGUUUUCUUUGAUUCCAAAGACUGACGCUGGUCUGUGGCUUGGUCCCCUUUUUAGUUCAGUCCACCAGUAGCUCUUUAUCUAUCCCGGGCCGUUUGGUCAGAGUUGACGUUUUUUUUUUUUUCAUUGUUUCAGUUCUAGCUGGCAGUAUGGCAGUCAUGUGAACUAUUAUUAUGCACUUGAGAGAGUUCAGAUUGUUGAUCCAUAGCAGAUAUCUCCUCUCUCCAGCCUUAUUGUCUCCACACAUCACACCGAGAAUCAAGUCCACUUACAGGCUGCUACCAAGCAGUCAAACCGAAGUGAUUCAGUUUUCCGUCAGUAAUCAGCCGAGUGUCAGCAGGCGUACAGCCAGUUGGCUGCAAACAAACUAUUCACACAAGUAAAAUUCAACAACAGUUUAAGGUGUUAUGUCCCUCUGCAGACUUGGUCUAUAAUAAAGAGGUGCCUUUAUUUUAAUUCUGUUUUAAUUCCAACAGCUUUCAUCAUAUCUCCACUGAGCCAAUUUGUUCAUUUAAAGAAAACAUGUCGUCCUGGUGACUGCUCAUCAGUGCUCACCAGCAUUUGGAAAGCAUUUGUUUCAUCCAGUCUCCUUUCCUUGUAGUUUGCCUUAGUUGAAAAUGAGCACGCCUCUUCUUUCUUACAAGCCUUCAUGUCCCGGACCGAAUAUUUCAGCAGAUUGUUUAGACUGACUGGUUCCACUAUGAAGUCAAUUACUUGGUUUUGUCCCUUUUAAUUAAUUUAUUGUCUGCCGUUCAUGCUGACUUCGUUAUCACCUAAAGGCCGUUAGCAGUUACUCCCACACUGCCCCUUGUUGUGAACUGAAACUAAAAUAUGACCCACAAAUGGUUUGCACUUUAGCUGUGACACAGGCACUGAACAGACAUAGGAAAACUCAGCUCUCUCCCUCCAGACAGACAAUGCAACUCCAAUGCUGAAACCACAAGCACAGAUAGUCACUGAGGAUGCUUCGCGCAUUGGGCUCUGAUACAAAACUGAGUUUGGUCGACUUGGAAUGGUCUUGAUGACUUCUGACAGCGGUGUUUGAGGCUCUAGCAAAGUGCACUUGACUCUUUUUCUGCAACAAAGUGAAGGCAGGGACCACACCAGCAGCCCUCUCCUUCCUGACGGUGUAGUUUGUGCAAACCUUGGCUGUGCUUUUUCCACUGAGACCCCCCCGCCCCACCUUUACUGACAGGCCAGCCUCGCGGUUGUACAGCGGCACCAACAUUGGGCUCGCUGGGAUCUGCUGCUAAGGUCAACAAUGAAUGUAUAUUCUUCCUCUGCAUCACCAGACUCGUGAUGAUACUUUGUCAGCUGUGUUUGUUUUCAGUUUCUCGUGUCAGCAACCCUGGUAGUUGUGGAAGAUGUGUAGAUGUGACCUCAAACUGGGCAGCAGCAGCAGUUUCAUUUCAGCACUGGGAAUUAUACUGAGGUGUGAACAGCGGUGGCAUUUCUGUCUGUAGAACAACCGGUUAGCUCAAACAGUUCACGCUAGCAUCGGUGAUGACACGGUCACGGAUGCCAAGGGCUCUGUCUACGACUCUCACUUCACGAGAUCCACUCCUGCAUUUUCAGGGUCAGAAGGUUCAGUCAUUUAUUUCACUGUUUUAAACAGCAUAUAUACAAUAAGGAAAUGGUCUCUGUUGUUUCUUUGGACUUCAUUUUUACCACGCCACACCAGUGGCCCUUCUCCGUCGGUAUCUGUAAUUAUAGUAUAAAUACUUAACAAUAUUAUACAGAAACAUGCAUAGUAAUUUCUUGUACUUUAGUAUCUAUACAAUAUAUGGAAUGGACAGACAAACUUAGUUACAGUAGCAAAACAGGAGAUUUAUAAUGGUUAAUAGCAAUGUUUCAAUGUACUCUAUAAUGGUUUUGUGUUACAGUACUAUCAGAUAAAACUAACGUGCAUCAUUCUUUUGUAUAUUGAUAUCCAGUACCAAUUUUGCUGUGCCUGUGAGUGUUCCUUCGCCAGCAAGGAGCAUUGCAGUUUUUCUUUUAUUUUCUCUCUGGAAAGAAACGGUUUUUAUGUGAUGAGAAAUGUAACUGUAUUAAUGUGGUUGUGAACUUCUUGAGGUCAGCCAUUUAGUUUUUUUUUUGUUUUUUUUUCCUGUUUGUUUUUUUAUUUUCUUCUGGUUGUUGUAGUGAAUGUUUUCUGUUUUCUUUCUUUCUUUUUUUUUAUUUUUUUUUUUUACAUUUUAACAGGGACUUUUUAGACAGCUUACUUGAUGGCUAAAAUUAAAGAGAUUUGGUUUGUGGAGACUGACCAGGAGUUUAAAGAUCCCACCAAAAUGUCUUUUUUCUUUUCCUUUUGGAAACCUCUCAUGUCUCCCUGACCACCUCUCUCUCCUCCGAAGCUUUGGUUGUACUUAUUAUGUACUGUUUUUUUUUUAAUAGAAAGUCAUAAUGCUGAAAUAAUGCUGAUGUUGAAAACAUUUAAUUUAUUUAUUUUGUGCAACAUCCACCCUGAAUUGUUCUUUUACAAGUCAAGGUUUUGGAGAGGUCGGGCGAAUACUUAACCUGUAUUUGUAAUUUUCUAAUUGUUUCUUGUAUAGAAGUUGUCAGCCGAGGAUGGGAUGUGGUGUCACAGAGAAAGCGUACAAUAGGAUGUUGAAAAAAGGA